Hyla sarda is the source of this 3228-nucleotide messenger RNA. It is a transcript of the gene PARG, whose product is annotated as poly(ADP-ribose) glycohydrolase. Gene Ontology annotation, biological process: ATP generation from poly-ADP-D-ribose; carbohydrate metabolic process; regulation of DNA repair. The record is from RefSeq and is a predicted model, not a curated record. NCBI's taxonomy places the organism in Eukaryota, Metazoa, Chordata, Amphibia, Anura, Hylidae. The transcript has 18 exons. Gene Ontology annotation, cellular component: nucleus; cytoplasm. Bases 145 to 2529 code for a protein of 794 amino acids. Gene Ontology annotation, molecular function: poly(ADP-ribose) glycohydrolase activity.
AGUCUGCGCAGGCGGUUAAGGGGGCAUCGCUAAAGUUCGGGAUUGUCAGGAAGCGCAGAAAGAGAGGCUUCUGAUUGUUUUUGUUCAGGGGAGUAAGUGGUGCCUCACGAUGAGCGGACACUCACCGGCGCCGUGUGCAGAGCAAUGAGUGCGGGUCCUGGAGUGGACACAGUGGAUGAACCGUUCAGAAAGAGGAUCCGGAGAGAAGAAUCACUGGGAGUUACCAAAGAGUCUGAGAGAGAGAGGGGCUCCCCGGGAAGCCGGGGCCCCAGCAGCACCGUGGGGAACAGAGUUUUUAAACAGAGGACCCUCCAUUCUUGGUUGGGACAUAAAGGAAGAAGAACGGACGAGAUUAAAAGGUUUCAUAGUAAACACAGUCACGGCCAUAUAACCAGCAAGAUGAGCUCAGAAGGAAAGACCAGUGUAUGUGAAGAAGACAAGAAUCAAUUGGAGGUAGUUGCCUCUUCGGGAACUCAGGAUAAAGAUCACAACUUAAACCAUCCCCAAGAGGAUAAUAUAAAUAAGUCUUCAUCCAAUGACAAUGAUUUGAUCACCUGUGAAGAAAAUAACACAACUAUGACAAAUAUGUCUCCAAUUGAUCUGACUAACAGCCCCACACCUCCUAUCUGUAGAAGUCCAGGUGAAGAGGAAGAAAAUGACUUGGAAGACCAAAAAUUAUUUCUAAAUGAGCCGGUGUCAGGUCUAGGAGAAAGGGAGAGUGAACCGGAGACACAGAUGGAAGUGGAUGAGGACAACUUGGCUGAAAUGGAGUCAAAGAAGGAUAUCGCAAAGCCCGAUAUGAGCCUUGUGUUGGGAGAAAAAGAACAAGGGAGCUGCAGAGCGAGCAAUGAAUACCCUUCCGCUGAGCCACCGAGUGCUGCCGGCUAUGAUCCCUCAGUGUCCCAUGAACCUAAAGUAAAAAGUAACGCUAAACAAAGAUUAGCUACGAUGGCCACCCAUCUUACCCGUGUAAAUAAGGCUGACGAUGGAAGCAAGACAACCUGGCUGGGGACACCACUGGCAGAACUAAACCGGAUGCCAGUGUGUCAAAUGCGAGAGCAGCCACUGAAGCCUUUUCCACAUCACACAGUUACUGUAAAGUUUGAUAAGUUACAAGAGAAAGUGGUGCCCUUACCCCAUCCCUCUAAUUUUGUUGACAAAUGGGACAACACGUAUGUGAAAAUGCCCUGCUCACAUAUGAAUCUUUAUCCGGUAGACGAUGAGAAUGGAGGGAAGAUGUCUGGGAGUCGAUGGCAGUUGAUAAAGAGCUCUCUGAGUAGGACAAGAAACCCACAUGAACUUAAGGAGGCAAUUCUGUCAUACAAUCUGUCAUAUGCCAAGAAAUGGGACUUCACAGCGUUAAUUAACUUUUGCAUAAAGGCUCUUGAUGAUGAGGAGCGUACGCAUCUUUUCAGAUCGAUUCUUCCUGAUAUGGUUUCAUUGGCUCUUAAGCUUCCUAAACUCUGUACACAGCCCAUUCCACUGCUGAAGAAAAGAAUGAAUCACUCAAUCACUAUGUCACAGGAACAGAUAUCUUGUCUGCUAGCCAAUGCUUUCUUCUGCACCUUCCCACGCAGAAAUGCCAAAAAGUCAGAGUACUCAACUUACCCAGACAUCAACUUCAACAGAUUAUUUGAAGGCAAAAAUCCGAGGAAAGCUGAAAAGCUGAAAACAUUGUUCUGCUAUUUCAGAAGAGUUACAGAAAAACGGCCCACCGGUUUGGUAACUUUUACACGGCAGUGCAUUGAGCGGUUUCCAGAAUGGGAGAAAUCAACAAAAAAGCUGAGAAAGCUCCAUAUAACAUGCGAGGGUACAAUUGAGGGUAAUGGACAUGGAAUGCUGCAGGUGGACUUUGCUAAUCGUUAUGUUGGUGGAGGUGUGACUAGCUCAGGUCUUGUACAGGAAGAGAUCCGGUUUAUUAUUAAUCCCGAACUGAUAGCAUCACGCCUCUUUACAGAGGAAUUGGAUCCCAAUGAGUGCCUUAUUGUAACAGGUGCAGAGCAGUACAGUGAGUACAAAGGUUAUGCUGAAACUUACAAAUGGGAUCGUGCUCAUGAAGAUGAAGCUCCACGAGACAAUUGGCAGAGACGCACAACAGAAAUCGUGGCAAUUGAUGCUUUCCACUUCCGAAGUUAUAUUGAUCAGUUUACCCCAGACAAGAUCAAAAGAGAGUUAAACAAGGCUUAUUGUGGUUUUUUCAGAGACGGAAUCCCACCAGAGAAUAUUUCGGCAGUCGCGACAGGAAACUGGGGCUGUGGAGCUUUUGGUGGAGAUAAUAGAUUAAAAGCCUUAAUUCAGCUUCUGGCAGCUGCAGAGACUGGACGAGAUGUUGUCUACUUCACUUUCGGUGACAAGGAGUUAAUGCACGAGGUUCACAAAAUGCACAGCUUCCUUGUUGAGAACAAUAAAACCGUUGGUGACAUUUACAAGCUGCUGCAUAACUAUUACAUAGAAGUAUGCAAGAACUGCUUUACGCCAAGACCAGAGACAAAGCUGUAUACAUUUAUUUACAACACCUUGCAAUCCUGAGAUAUGGUGGCAAAAGACUCUUUCAGCAAAAUCAUUGCUUUGCUCUCUUCCACUACAAUAACCUGUUUGAACUGCUGGGUGUAAUAUACGGACUAGUAUAACCAGUGUAUAUAACAACGCAAUUUUAGUCUUCUGUGCUUUUUGACACAAAAUCCUUUUAGGGCUGUGUUUCUAUUUGUUAAGUUUUUAAGACGUGUUAUGCUUGAUUGGAAGAUUUAUUCCAUUGAUUUUUCUUAUUUGAAAUUUCAUAAUUAUUUUAUUAGAUUCUUACAAUACAUUAUUGUGCUAUGCCAACCACUGGAUGUCCAUAUUAUAUGUGUGAUUGUAGAAACUGACACUGCUUCAUCCAUUUGAUAAUGCUACAGUGGGUUAAGAUCUGGGUUUUCUAGUCCUGAACGGACGGUUUAAGGAUGGCAGCUGUGUGUUUUAACCACUCCCCAAAUCUUUGUUGGCUGCUAAUAUCGUGGGAGUGGUACCUCACCAGUAGUGCCUCAGGACUUCUUCCUUUCUGUACAAUCUUCUGGAUAGACCGGUGCAGCACUACAGUGCACAUGGCUAACCUCUCAAGUGCAAGAAUUUACAACAUUCACCUGGGAAGCAAAUUACGGUUGGAACUGCACAUGUUGUUGAGUUUAAUGAAAACAGAAUAUUGCAGUUGAUUCCAAGUAAUCAGUCUUGACAAUUAAUAAAACAUAAGAA